Aureobasidium musti is the source of this 1389-nucleotide messenger RNA. NCBI's taxonomy places the organism in Eukaryota, Fungi, Ascomycota, Dothideomycetes, Dothideales, Saccotheciaceae. The record is from the annotation of a GenBank genome assembly.
AUGUUGAGCUCUUCUCCACCUUCAGAGGCAGCUGCAAGCACCAGAAAAAGGCCAGCUGUUGCUAUUCGUAAGAUCUCAAUCGACACUACCUCCAGCGACACACGUUCCGACUUUUCAGGACCAACGCUGGUGCGGUCCAACAGUGGUUCCUCAGCUCAACCGAAAGUCGUAUCGCCUCCUAUCAAGUCGAUGUAUCCAGAAUAUGACCCGAAUCUACCACUAUCACAACAGCGAUACUACCCGACUGAGAAUCUGCCUCGACCAAGCCUCGAGCGCAACGCAAGAUACCAUCAUCAGACUCUUGCAGAUAUGCCAUCACCUACUUCUCCGACGCCAGCUGCAGGUCUCUCGCAACUGCAAGCUUUAUGGAAUGCUGCUAAUGGUCAGAAUGGAGUCUUUCACUCGGAGAAGAUCAAGUUGACGAUGCACCGAGAUGAGAUUGGUGUUGGUUCAACAGCGACCGAAGUACGAUUUGGGUCACGAGAGGGCCGUACGCUCUAUUCUGUCUCUCCGUCGGAUGCUUCGAGUGAGCUUACAGUUCGCCGGCAUCAUCCUGCGAGAACUGUCAUUGUGCCUGUUGCUCAGUUGGAUGUGGCAGCUUUACAAAAGGAUGCGAAGCGCGAAACGACCAUCUUCCCUCAGCAAGCGGCACUCAAUGCAUUGGAGGCGGCGGCUACGACACAUAGAGCCAAUGCUAUUGCACAAUACGAUCCUCGAGCAUCGUCGCCGCAAGCUGCACAACUGGCAUUCGAUGCAGUAGCAGAAGCCAAGGCGCAUGAGUCGUGUCAACUCGUCCGGAUCCCUCUAGGCGUCAGCGCAUAUGGUGUCGAACAGUAUAGUUACGAGCUGCGACAUCCAUGUGCUGGGACUUUCGCAAUCUCGGUUGAUGGUCCAUUCGACUUUACAAAGAAGAGCAAUGCAAAAAUCACUUUGCAUCAGCCGGUUAAUGCCGACAAACCACUUGCAAAGUCUCCGAAGCUCGUCUGUCUCGACUUGAGUACAGAGACGUUGGAAGUUGAUGUGGCCUCAUUCAGAAGGCUACAGAGCAAGUACAUGAUCGACAGCGCGAUUUGUGCAGUUUUGGCUGCCGCNUUUGCCGAAAGCACAAUGACUGAGAUGAAGACAAAGGCAGAGACAUUCGCAGCACCGCCACUAGCAACAAGUUUGAAGAAGGAAGUCCAGAAAAGGACCAAGAAAAGCAGCUGGCGACGAAGCAGGAAGGAUGGCAAGAAAGGAGCGGCAGAUGAGGAGAAGCUUCCGAGCGUGACUCGAGGGAUAUUGUUCUUGCUUGGAUUUUCGUUUGAGGCUAUAGUAUGGCUGCUUGGAUUGGGGGUUAAGGUGUUGAGCAAAGUGGUUGUCUGUGCAAGUGGGAUUGUUAGCAAGAAGUGA